GCGGCUACACUGGAGACAUCUACUCCAAUUCCAAUUUGAAGAAUAAGAAUGAUCUUUUCGAAUAUAAGUUUGCAACUGGACAGUGGACAGAGUGGAAGACUGAGGGCAGAUUGCCAGUUGCAAGGUCCGCUCACGGCGCAACCGUGUACAGCGACAAGCUGUGGAUCUUUGCUGGAUACGACGGCAACGCACGGUUAAACGACAUGUGGACAAUUGGCCUACAGGACAGAGAGCUAACAUGUUGGGAAGAGAUUGAACAAAGUGGUGAAAUCCCUCCUUCGUGCUGUAAUUUCCCCGUGGCUGUUUGCAAAGACAAGAUGUUUGUGUUCUCUGGCCAGAGUGGAGCAAAGAUUACCAAUAAUCUCUUCCAGUUUGAAUUCAAGGAAAAAAUCUGGACACGGAUUCCCACGGAGCACUUGCUCCGCGGCUCCCCUCCUCCUCCGCAGCGCAGAUACGGCCACACGAUGGUGGCGUUUGACCGGCACCUCUACGUGUUUGGAGGAGCAGCGGACAACACGCUGCCCAACGAGCUGCACUGCUACGACGUGGACUCGCAGACCUGGGAAGUGAUCCAGCCCAGUCCGGACAGCGAGCUACCCAGUGGGAGGCUCUUCCAUGCUGCGGCCGUCAUCUCCGAUGCCAUGUACAUCUUCGGCGGGACCGUGGACAAUAACAUUAGAAGUGGCGAGAUGUACAGGUUCCAGUUUUCUUGUUAUCCAAAGUGCACACUACAUGAGGAUUAUGGAAGGCUGUGGGAAAACAGGCAAUUCAGUGACUUGGAGUUUGUUCUGGGAGAGAAGGAAGAACGAGUCCGGGGACAUGCUGCAAUCGUUACUGCCCGCUGCAAGUGGCUGAGGAAGAAAAUCAUACAGGCAAGGGAGAGACUGAAACAGAAGUCAAAGCAAGAUAUUGAAGACGAGGGACAGGCGGCGUGUCAGAAGGAUGGGAUUGGUGGCAGUGUCAAGCUGUGCCGCCUGCAGCCUCUCCUGGAGGUGCCCAUCCGCGAGGCCGAAGCUCAGCCCUUCGAGGUGCUCAUGCAGUUUCUGUACACGGAUAAAAUAAAAUACCCCCGCAAAGGCCAUGUGCAGGAUGUGUUACUUAUUAUGGAUGUAUACAAACUAGCCUUAAACUUCAAGCUCUCUCGACUGGAACAGCUCUGCCUGCAGUAUAUCGAAGCAUCUGUAGAUCUGCAGAAUGUGCUCGUUGUGUGUGAAAAUGCUAACAAGCUUCAGCUGGAUCAGCUAAAGGAACAUUGCCUGAACUUUGUGGUGAAAGAAUCACACUUUAACCAGGUAAUAAUGAUGAAGGAGUUUGAACAUCUUUCCUCAUCCCUCAUAGUGGAGAUUGUGCGGAGAAAACAGCAGCCUCCUGUUCGAAUGCAUUCCGAUCAGCCGCUUGACAUUGGAACAUCUUUAAUUCAGGACAUGAAGGCUUACCUGGAAGGAGCUGGGACUGAGUUCUGUGAUAUCAUCCUUCUCUUGGACGGGCACCCACGGCCAGCCCACAAAGCCAUCCUAGCAGCCCGCUCCAGUUACUUUGAAGCCAUGUUCCGUUCCUUCAUGCCAGAAGAUGGGCAAGUAAAUAUAUCCAUAGGCGAAAUGGUUCCCAGCAAGCAAGCGUUUGAGUCUAUGCUUAGAUAUAUCUAUUACGGAGAAGUCAACAUGCCUCCUGAGGAUUCCCUCUACCUCUUCGCUGCACCUUACUAUUAUGGUUUCUCCAACAACAGACUGCAAGCCUAUUGUAAGCAGAAUCUAGAAAUGAAUGUCACGGUGGAAAAUGUACUCCAGAUUUUGGAGGCAGCUGACAAGACCCAGGCCCUGGACAUGAAGAGGCACUGCCUGCACAUCAUCGUUCACCAGUUCACCAAGGUCUCCAAGUUGCCAAAUCUCCGCUCCCUGAGUCAGCCGCUCCUCCUUGACAUCAUAGAAUCGUUAGCUAAUCACAUAUCAGACAAGCAGUGCGCGGAGCUGGGCUCAGACAUAUGACGUGCUUGGGUAAUCCAAAUAUUUCCUUUAUUCCUCAAAAAAAAAAGCUAG
This is a messenger RNA of Tinamus guttatus (white-throated tinamou), 2036 nucleotides long. The record is from RefSeq and is a predicted model, not a curated record. NCBI's taxonomy places the organism in Eukaryota, Metazoa, Chordata, Aves, Tinamiformes, Tinamidae.